UGUAAGUUAAAAAUUUCUAAAUAGCAUGCAAAGUAAUCUUAGCGAAAUAAAAAAAUAUUAACAAUAGAGAGAGGAAAGAUUUCAUUAAAGUUUGUUUAAAGAUCAAAUCUAAAAUAUUGAUUCAACUAUUCAAGAUGAUUCGAAUAAUCCUGAUUUUGUUAAGGUUAUUGUCAUUUGUACUUUCACUAAUGAAGUAACAAUUUAAAUUAAUUUAAUAGACAAUUGCAACUAAAGAAAAGAUAAUAUGCUCUGAUAAUGAUGUUUAAAUUAUAGAAAAGGAUGACGUAGUUGGUAAAGAAUCAAAAUUAAAAAAAUAGAAUAAUAAGACCUUUCUGAAUGUGCAAAAAAAGAAAUUGUAACAUAUAUAGAAAGGUCAUUUAUUGAAUGUUGUAAAUUGCUAAAGUCCAAUUAUAUUGAGAAAUUUGAUGUGAUAAAAGUAUAUUUCAAUUAUAAAGAAUUUAGUUACCUAUCUGUUCAGCUAAUGGAAUACGUAUUCCAAAUGAAUAUGAUAUUAGAUAGUUUAUAAAAUUGUCUAAAAUCAAAAAUAAUAAUGAAGAAUUCAAUAAAUCACUUCGCUCUAUGGAUACUAAACAUUUAUUUGGUUUACUUAUAAGCAGUUUAAUAUUCUAAGUAUUGAUUUCAUUUAUUAUUUUGAGGAUAGUCAAAUUGAAGAAGCCCUUUUUGAAUUACUCUUUUAAAAUAUCAAUUUGGAAAAUGCUAUUAAAUUGUUACUUAUCACUGUAUAAUAUGAAUCAAAAAAAUAACAUUAUUUUUAUAAGUAUCAUUUGUAUUCAUCAUAUAGACUUAUUAAGCAUUUAUACUAUUUUAGCAAAGGGUUAUUGAAGGAAACCUAUGAUAAUUAUUUACAAAAAAUAGUUUAAAAUGGAAUGAAACCAAAACAAUUGUAAGUUGAAAAACCCAAUUUUAUAAAAUUAAUAACUUAAUUGCACAUUUUUAAAAUUAACUCAACUAUCCUUUAUCCUCUUUUUAAAUAAUAAGAAUCAUAUCUAUUUUAAUAUUACAAACCCAUUAUUGAAAAAAAAUCAUUUACUGUACAUAGAAAUUUGGAUUGUCAAGAGGGAAGAGAGUAAUCAGAUUUUCCUCAUAUUUACUAUCUUAAGAAUAAUGAAAAUUAAACUAUUUUAGUAGCAGUUUAAUAUGAGAUUUCUGGAGAUAUUCUUAUUUUCUAAGAAUACCAAGAAAAAUUCAUAAAAUAUAAUGAUAAUUACUUAGGACUCAUUGAAUUUAAGAAUUAAGGCAAAGAAUUUAUUGUUUUUGAUGAUGGUUAUCCAGAAUACAUGGAAAAUAGCUUUCCUUAAUGGAUUGGAAGGAAAAAAAGAAAAAUGUUAAUUUUUGAUUAUUUUUCAGAUAAAAGAUAUGACAAACCAAGAUUAUUUGAUGUGAAAUGCUACAACAUCAAUACAAAUUAAUAUGAUGGUAAUAAUUUUGUUUUAUUUUUUAUUAGAGAUCAUUACUUAAGAACCACACUAUGAUGACUAGAAGGGUUCUUUUAUAUUGAAAUUAAAAGAUAUUGCAUUAAUUCCAUCAACCAGAAAUUUCGUAUUACAUAAAAAGGGAGAUAAUAUCAAAGAAUAGCAAAUCUAUCUAUGUCAUGGAAAAUAAAAUAGACAUACAUUUCACUUAGAAUUACAUGAAGGAAUUAGUGUAUUUUAAGGAUUCUGUAUUUCUGUUGUAUCAAUUUGUUCAAAGGGCCUUCGUUAAUGA
Molecule: messenger RNA, 1725 nt
Organism: Paramecium pentaurelia
Lineage: Eukaryota; Ciliophora; Oligohymenophorea; Peniculida; Parameciidae
Source: the annotation of a GenBank genome assembly